AUGGCGGAUUAUAGCCAGUGGCAAAGAGAACAGGUGCCGAGAAGACAAAAAUUAAAAUUAUUCCUGCCACCUGCCCUAUCAGCAGGGCUGAAGAAGGAGAAGGAGAAAUCCCUGCAGAAGAUAAAAGACAAGAUUGCAGGUUGGAAAAGGGCUCCAGGCAUGGGCUUGAGAGUCACCUCCUCCUUCAGGCAGAAGAUGGGUUGGCAGCAAGCUAUGACCGAAGAAAUAGCGAAGGCAAAGAGUCUAGAGAACAUCAAAAUCCUGCAGCGGCUUUCGAAGAGCAAGAUGACCAGUCUGGAAGAGUUAAAGCAUCAUUCCCAGAUGCUCCUGGAGAAGAACCAGGACCUUAUGCAGAACAUCCAGGAAACGGAAGCCGAUUCUGCCAAGCAAGCGAGUUGCCUUCUGCAGCAGUAUGACAUGUUUGGGCGCAUCAUUGCGACUCUUCGCGACUCCAAUCAGAACCAUGUCGGCGUGGCCAGAGCAGAACUCAAAGCAGUGGAGAAGAUGGUGGAGAAUAAGACAGGAAAACUGGACCUGGAGCUGAAACGGGUCAACAAUAAGGUGCACUCCUUCCAGGAAGAGCUGAACGUCCUGCGAACGUACAUGGACAAGGAGCACCCCUUGAAAGCGGUCCAGAUCGCGUCUCUGCUGCGCAGCAUCCGGAACCUGAAGGAGGAGCAGCAGGAUGAACUGGAAGACACAGAAGACCUGGCCAGGCGCUUCCUGGAAACCUUGGCCGGGAAAGCGAGGGAAGAGCGGGAGCGCAUCUUACAGACCGUGGCUGACAAGACGCUGCUGCAGUAUCAGGGCGGCCUUGAGCAAAUGCACAGGAACAACAGGGAACUGGAAAGACAGAUCAAAACCCAAAAGGAGGUCAUCGAGGACCUGUUGAAAGAAAUCAGGGAGCUGCACAAGAGCAUCACCACCCUGCACCACGCCCUGGGGGACCCACGCGAAGUGAUUUUUCCAGAUGUCCUCCUGCGCAGACCCAGAUGCACCCCAGAUAUGGAGGUUAUUCUCGACAUCCCUACAGACGAUGAUUUCCCCCUGUAG
Molecule: messenger RNA, 1053 nt
Organism: Candoia aspera
Lineage: Eukaryota; Metazoa; Chordata; Lepidosauria; Squamata; Candoiidae
Gene: C3H20orf96
Product: chromosome 3 C20orf96 homolog
Exons: 10
Coding region: 1-1053 (350 amino acids)
Source: RefSeq, a predicted model, not a curated record